AUGACCAGUAUCAUCCGCCUCUUCAUCAUCGGCGUUCUCUUCGUCCUAAACUCUUGCGCUUUGAAAUUGACUGGUAGGGGAGCAGGUCGCGGUGCCGGCAAGAGUCCCGAAGGAAAGCAACACCUAGGCAAAACGAAGAUCGGAGCAAUUUCAGAGCUCGAGCGGAAUGGGAAGGAGCACCGCGCGAAGCAGGAACAAAAGGAUAAAAAAAAGGAUAAAAAAAGCUGGUUCUCUCUAGCGUUUUCCGGAAACGAAGGGGACGCUGAAAAGAACAAGGAAAAGUGA
This is a messenger RNA of Perkinsus marinus ATCC 50983, 285 nucleotides long. RefSeq lists its product as hypothetical. The transcript has 3 exons. NCBI's taxonomy places the organism in Eukaryota, Perkinsozoa, Perkinsida, Perkinsidae. The coding region runs from base 1 to 285 and encodes 94 amino acids. The record is from RefSeq and is a predicted model, not a curated record.